AUGGCCUUCACGGCAUACCAGGAGGCCAGAGCCAAGCUGAAGGACAAAGCUCGGAUCAGGGGUUUUUGGCCACUGCGACAGAGCUCAAAGGGAAAAGGAAAGUUCAAGAAGGGCAAGGGCUUUGGCAAACAGAGGCAGACUCUAGCUGAUCGGAUCGCAGCAUCCCAUUGCAGGAUCUGCGGAGCAAAGGGACACUGGAAACAAGAGUGCCCAAACAGGGAUCGUGCUUCGACAGCUGCGGAUGCCAACGUGACCAUCACUGAGGAGAACUUCUUCACCUCUGAGCUGAUCGACCAUCUCCCCGAGAACACGGAGGACACCAUGUGGCAGGCCUGUCAAACCGGGUCGCCGCCUUGUAUGGGGUUGCCACCUGUGCAUCACCAUGUUAAUGAUGAAUUUAUUUUUACAACUUCCCAUAUUUUGCAUGAUCAACAUGUUUCCAAGGGUCAAAAUCCUAAGGUUUUGUCCAAAUUGGAAUUUCGAAAACUGUUCAAGAAGGCGUGUGAAGCAAGCUUCAGUGUCGUCAGGUCCCUGAAGACUGAUGGUGAGAGGGUUCAAGACUUAGGAGACAAGGGUUCAGGGAUAAUUGACACAGGAGCCAGCAAAACCGUCAUUGGUGAAAAGCGUGUGCAUGACCUGCUGGCCACUCUAUCAACUGAUCAUCAGAAACUGGUUCGUUGGCACAAAUCUGAAACUGUUUUUCGUUUUGGUAAUAAUGGAACCCUGAAGAGUCUUGGUGCUGUUUUUGUUCCUUUUGGAAGGCGUUGGCUAAAAGUGGAAGUCGUGCAGGGUUGGACACCAUUUCUCAUUUCAAAUGCAUUUCUGAGUGCACUGGAUGCUGAGUUGCAAAUCAGCAAGUGUAUUCUGAAAAUUCCCAAAUGGGGGGUGAGUGUCAAACUUCAGCGUAACUGCAAGGGUCUUUUCACUGUUGCGCUGAAAGAACUGAUUGAAGCAGCCAACGAAUUCGAAGGUAGGCCAUGUUCUGAGGAAGAGAUGUUCCUGAAGGAGGGAGAAACUCCCUAUGCAGCAGAUCUGGGCCCAAACUCGAGCCUCCCCUUGGAAGUGAUGGAGGAUCCCAAGCUGAGCUUCAACCAGGGGCCUAUCAUGAAGGCUCGCCGACCACCUGGAGUUCAGAGUCUUCAAGAAUGGGGAGAGAUGAAGUUUCCCGCGGGCAAGUGGAAAGGACAUCGGCUCACGGAAGCCUAUGUCUCGGACCACAAGUAUGCAAUGUUCAUGGCCUCGAAUCCAAAGCUGGUCUCCGCUUGGGCUCUCAGCUUUCACCAGUAUGUUCAGCUGAGGAUGCAGGUCGAGAUUCAGUACAAGGAGAAGAAACUGCAGCAAGAAAAGGAGAUGAUGCAUCAGGCCAUGUCAGCGGUGAUGGGAUCAGGUCAUGGACGCCCUCGAGAUUGGGAAGUGAUCUCCGCGACCACCACAUCCUUGGCCGAGACAAACAGUCAGAGCAGCCAUGGCAAUCUGAAAAGAAGUGCCUACGAGGUGGAGGAGAAGAUCGGAAUGGUGACCGAAUUGGAUGCCCAAACCAAGGAGGAGAAGAUGCUGCGUCUAGCGCUGCUUCAGCGCGAAAUGGACAUGCUCAAGAAGGAUGGCGAUUUGGCAACGAGUUCAGGGAGAGAAGCGUUGUGGAAAAUCAUCAUGGAGGAGAAACCUCGAGAGAUCUGGGUAGCACCUGACUGCAAGUAUUGGGGCAACUAUAGUCGACGAAAUAUGGGCCGCAGCCAAAGCACCGCAGACAAAAUUCUAGAUGGUAGGGUAGGAAAAAGGGUGUUCACCGAAGGGGAUGAAGUAGCUGUGGUUCAAAAGGGGGUACCUGGUUUCAAGGUGCGCAGGAUUGAAGUGUGCCGCGGAACAGAACAACUCCGUGUUCCUGAGUCUGGAGUUGAGAGAUCAGAGAUUCCCUUUCGAGUGACUGUGGUCAAAGAUCGCAGCACAGGCCAGGCUGAAGUGCUAGGGUCUCUCACAUCCGAUGCCAGUGUUGGAAGUCUCUCGAUGGCCGAAGAUGAGGGGCCGGCCAGUGAUCAAUUUCGUGUGGCAUUGGAGCGGCGCUGUUUGGCUCGGAAGGCAUUCAUCGAUGCCGACAACUCUUCCAGCUUAAGACGAGCGCUGUUGCGCCGGAGUCGACCACUGAGAGGACCAUAUGAAGUAGGGGAUUUGGUGUUGUAUUGGCAUAGAAGGGGGGCAAAUUUGAAGAGGGAGAGGGGUCGAUGGUUUGGUCCGGCUAGUGUUGUAGCUGUUGAGGGAACCCGAAAUGUUUGGUUGAAUCACAGUGGUAGACUCGUGCGAGCUUGCCCAGAGCAGAUCCGUCCUGCCAGCUUCCGAGAAUGGCAACAGAGCAGUGUACAGUCACCAGCGCAGGGCAAAUCUCCGGCGUCAGUAUUUUCCAAGAAUCUCAAAGGGGGUGGGUUCAUUGAUUUGGAGGGUGAAGGAAUCCCUGAGGAUGAAGUAGUGUCAGAGGGGUAUGAUCCAUCUAUUCUUGAACAGUCCGUUGGGGAACCUGAUGGGGAACAAUCAGCAGGGUCACCUCCCCAGUCGGAGACGCCAGAAGAGGCUGAAAAACAACUCAGUCCCCGAGAGAUUCCAGUACCUGAAUCUGAUUCUGAGGCCAUGGAACCUUUUGAAAUUCCUAUCCCAAAUGGUGAUUUUAGUGGUGAUGAUGGUAGUGAGGAGGAUGGUUUGUUAUGUGAUGGAGGGGGCGAUUUGGUGUUUGGGGAUGAUGUGGAAUUUGAGGGUUUUAGUUGUGAUGUUUGGGAAAUGGAAAUACCCCUGGAAACAAAACAAGAGGUUCCGGUUCUCUGCGCGAGUUCGGCUGACGAAAGUGUGUUGCUGGUUUCCGACACCAAGAAGCGAAAAGUGGAAGUGAAGCUGAGCUCUCUGAAAAGUCCAGACCAGUUUAGGAUUACGGUGGGUAAGACUUUAUCUGGGGAGACGUGGGGUGAGAAGGAUUUUUGGCAUGAAGGGACAGUGGGAACGUUGGGCAGCGUGGAUGCAAUGACCAUUCAAUCUGAAAUCAAACUCUAA
This is a messenger RNA of Cladocopium goreaui, 3033 nucleotides long. Lineage: Eukaryota; Dinophyceae; Suessiales; Symbiodiniaceae. The record is from the annotation of a GenBank genome assembly.